UUUCGAAUAUUGAAAAUCAAUUACCUAUCAUACGUAGAUGGGCACAGAGCGCAAGGCUCGCUCAGAAUUGACCUUGGGUGUAGUCUCGCUUCUAUGAAACAUUCCAAGCGUAUGAAGUGACUACUGGCUAGAACACAUCAUAAAGCCCGCAGUCUCAUGCUGAUAUCUGUUCCAUUACGCUUGUGCAGCCGGAAACCAGCUGCUAUAGUGGCAGCACCUGCUUUCGGGCUAGACGCAGUGGCGCUGCGUGACAUCGCGAUGAUGACUCUCGCGCAUUGGCAUUUGAGGAUAUCCUAUACCCAUCGGAGAGAUCUGACAAGCUACUUCCAACAGAGGCUGCCAGAGCUGAUACCUAGGAGAAGCAGCAAGACCUGGCCCUGCCUCUCUUACUGAUUCUCGAGAAAUAAUAUAGCUCCAAACCAACUAGUAUCGAAUGAGAUUAUGAAGUAGAUACAUU
This is a messenger RNA of Linderina pennispora, 457 nucleotides long. RefSeq lists its product as uncharacterized. NCBI's taxonomy places the organism in Eukaryota, Fungi, Kickxellomycota, Kickxellomycetes, Kickxellales, Kickxellaceae. Bases 157 to 393 code for a protein of 78 amino acids. The record is from RefSeq and is a predicted model, not a curated record. The transcript has a single exon.